AUGGCGGCGACUGUGGCAUGUACAUGUGCAUAUCGUUCCAAGACUUUUAAUUUAGUUCGCCAAAUAAGAAGUGGAAUUCUCUGGACCUCGAACCCAUUUCUCACAGAUUCUAAAGUGCGUCAUGUUGCAAGAUGGUAUCGUCCAUAUAUGUGGUAUUUAGAAAAAUUGAAAAAGAAAGCAGAGAGGAAAUUUGGAGUUCCCCUGCCAGUGCCAAGAUCUGAACAUACAGAACUUCCAUGGGACUAUGACAGUGAACUGUAUGCUUUCAGUCAGCGAUUGAGUGAAGAUUUCAAUGUAGAGACGUUGAGGGCGGCAUUCAACCAUCGGGAAUACACAGAAGAUGAAGCUGCUAAGAGAAGAGAAUUGAGAAUGGAUGAAAACAUACCAUUAUUAAAUAUACCAGACAAUGAGGAACUAGCUGAAAAAGGUUUUAUCUUCUCAUCAGAAUAUAUUAAAUCGUAUCUGAGAUCAGCGUAUCCCAAAUUCCCAGAUGAAGGUGUAAAAUCUGUUUCAAAUUAUUUAACUGACGUUGAAAUAUCGUGCCAUAUUGGCCGAAACCUUGGUGUUUAUGAUCUUAUUAGAUAUCCAGAGUUUCCACACCCAGAAGAAAUCAUCCAGAAAACCUUCUUUGCUGUUAUUGGAUCAUUAUUACAAGACAAGGGAGCCGACAGAACAGGUAUUUUUGUUCGAGAUUUCAUCCUUGCACAAUUGAUUGGGAAAGACAUUAACAGAUUUUGGGAUAUCUUAGACCCGAUGAAAAGACUGUCUGAUUAUUUAGAAACACAGAAACAAGAAUUACCCGAAUCAAGGAUAAUCAGGCAAUCUGGAGCUUCAACUCUUGUUGCUAUGUAUAUUGUUGGUGUCUAUAGCAACAAACAAAUUCUAGGAUUUGCUCCUGGUGUUUCUUUACUUGAAGCUGAAGAAGAGGCAGCCAGAGUAGCACUAAAAAACAUCUACGAAACCAACCCUGAGACGUGUGCACCAUUGUAUAUUGAUGGAUCAAGAGGCAAGGUUUAUCACAAUGUUGCUAUGAAACGGUUACAAGAUAACAAUAUUUUGUUACAAUUGAAAGGUGAUAACUUGAAAAUGGAAGCGCAAGGCGAGAAAAUGAGCAUUUGAAAGCCGACAACUGGGAGAUUUUUGUUUUCAUUGUAACCCAUGCUUGACAUUGUGUUUUAGGGAUUUUUUUCAUGAACAAUUCUUUUUGCUCACUGUAUUGUUCCAGGCAUGAGUGGUUUUGGAUGGUAGUGAAUAUUGUGUCCCUGUAUUUCUGCUUACAUGGCGCUAAAUUAAAUCUCCAAAAUAAGGAUGACCAAUGUAACACCGUCUGACCUUCACUUUUGGUAAUCCGAUGGUAACUGAUAAUAUUUAUUUGUAUAAGUGGAAUGCGAUGUGAGCUUGUCUCUUUUGAAAACCAGAAAGUUUUAAGUUGCCACACAACUGCUAACCAUAGUAAGUAGCGAAUUAUCUGUAACUUGAAUACAACACACUUGUUGAUUUGGCCGUGACCAUUUUUGAACAUCCAGGGUCAGUACAUUUGGUGUUCUGCAAUAAGAAAAGACACUUUGUUUUGCUGGAAAGGACUUUGAAGGGCAAGGAUAAUCUGUAACAGGUGAAGUCAUGUCUGCCAUUCUGUGUUUAUGGGUUGUCUGUUACAAAAUGUCCACAGUCACACCUUUAGAUUAAAACCAGACAAAGUAUGUGUUAGCUGACCGAUAGGAUAGAUACAGCAUACCACAUGUAGUACAACUUUAUUUACUUUCAUAUAAUGUAUAUACAAGAAUAAAUACAUCUGAUUGGGA
Messenger RNA from Saccoglossus kowalevskii, 1802 nucleotides. Its product is annotated as large ribosomal subunit protein mL44-like. NCBI's taxonomy places the organism in Eukaryota, Metazoa, Hemichordata, Enteropneusta, Harrimaniidae. Gene Ontology annotation, molecular function: ribonuclease III activity; double-stranded RNA binding. Gene Ontology annotation, biological process: RNA processing; mitochondrial translational elongation. The record is from RefSeq and is a predicted model, not a curated record. Gene Ontology annotation, cellular component: microprocessor complex; nucleus; mitochondrial large ribosomal subunit.